GCCAUUUUGACUGACGACUGACGAUACGCUCGCAAGAGCUUUCAAGUCAGUGUGUGUGGUAGUAUAGUAAGAGAAGAUAAGAAAUGGAAAAUAACUAAAAUCAAAUGAGAAGGUCAUCAACUCGGAAUUAUUAUACAAAGGAUCGAAUAAAUCUAAUAUAACAAUGAAGAUUUGGACAUCAGAACACACUUUCAACCAUCCAUGGGAGACUGUUGCUCAAGCAGCAUGGCGCAAAUAUCCCAAUCCUAUGAAUCCAGCCGUCAUAGGAACGGAUGUGGUCGAGAGGCGAGUGGUUGAUGGAGUACUGCACACUCACAGACUUGUCAGCUCCAAGUGGUUUUUUCCCCGAUGGGCGCAAGCGAUCAUAGGAACGGCUAAAAUAUGCUAUGCCAGGGAACAAUCUGAAGUCAAUCCCAAUCAGAGGCAAAUGACACUCAAAACAAGAAAUCUAACAUUCUGCCAUUACAUAGCUGUGGAUGAAACAGUGAGAUACACGCCACAUCCCUCCGACGCCUCCAAAACGCUCCUCACACAGGAGGCAGUGGUCACAGUCCAAGGUGUUCCACUGAGUAGCUACAUGGAAGAUCUUCUGGCAAACAAAAUAUCACUGAAUGCCGGGAAAGGACGACAAGCUAUUGAAUGGGUGAUAGGCAAAUUUGACUCGGAGAUAAAGGAACUGGCCAGCACAGCCUGCAAGAGCACUGAUGAGCUACUGUCACAGACAAAGAAGUCACUUGAUGACAUUACAUCCACUGCACGGAGAUCUAUGGAUGAUAUUUCAUCUAAGGCAAAAAGGUCUCUAGAUGAUAUCGAAAAAUUCACCAAAUCAAAUGCUAACCAACGCAGCUGAAAAGAGGAGUGAAGGGACCCCCUUUAGUUCAAUUUUGAAAACACUACAAAAUGCCUCUUGUUAAAUUAUUAUCAUUUGUGUUGUAAAGUGUAUUUAUUUAAUAAAACAGUAGUUUGACAUUGUAGGUGACUACUAGGUGUGCAGAAUUAUCAACAGGCUAAUCAAAGAUGUUGGUAUAGAUAAUUUUGAUUUGAUAACAAACUGACCAAGGGAUUGUAAGAGAAAACACCAUUUGAGUAAAGAUUUAAAUAAUGUAAGUCUGUUGCCCUGAUGCAAUUACAUUUUAUUGUUGUGGAAUUGUUACACAAGAAUAUGUAAAUUGUAUUAUAAUCUGUGUCCUGAAUGGUGUGUUCUACAUGUAUCAGUAUACCUAUCUGUAUGUUAGCUUCAGCUUUUUAUUCCUGAGGUAUGGUAGGUUUAACCCUUUACUAGGCUAAGGGAUAUAUAUUUCCCACAUACGGCACCUCAAACAUGUGUUCUAUUUUUGAUGAGUAAGACUGACAUUUGAUUGUCGUUUUUGAAACAUCAGCCUGGUAAAGGGUUAAGUUUUGUCACAAAGGCAUAGGGCACUGUUUCUUAUUAAACUAUAUUCUAGUGUGAAAAAGAAUGGGUGCUGCCAGCUAUAUGAUGAACAUGCCACCUCUAAUGUAGAUAGUAAUUUCUUUAAUUCCAUGUCACUAGGUACAAAGGGUAAUUCCAUUAAACUUAUAAAAGGGGCUUGAUAAUAGUCACUUGAAAUAAUAUAAAUGUUAGCAAACUGUAAAUAAUUUAUUUAAUGGAUGUUUUGUUUUUGUUGAAAGAGUGUUUACACAAGGUUUUUUUACGACUAUAACUAUUGUGAUACAAUGCAAAGUUAAUGCUGAUAAUGAUUAUAGGUACCUACAUUUUGGUUAUAAUAAAUUUCAUGAAUAUUU
Molecule: messenger RNA, 1764 nt
Organism: Cydia splendana
Lineage: Eukaryota; Metazoa; Arthropoda; Insecta; Lepidoptera; Tortricidae
Gene: slmo
Product: protein slowmo
Exons: 4
Coding region: 164-850 (228 amino acids)
Biological process (GO): phospholipid transport
Cellular component (GO): mitochondrial intermembrane space
Molecular function (GO): phosphatidic acid transfer activity
Source: RefSeq, a predicted model, not a curated record